Myodes glareolus (Bank vole) is the source of this 1182-nucleotide messenger RNA. The record is from RefSeq and is a predicted model, not a curated record. NCBI's taxonomy places the organism in Eukaryota, Metazoa, Chordata, Mammalia, Rodentia, Cricetidae.
UCACUCAGAGGCGAUUCAGUUCUGCUUUUUCUCUUGGAGCUCUGAGAAGAUCAGUACAGAAUAGUUCAAGUGGUUUCCCAACUGGAAAUCAAUUCCCUCCACCGAAAUAAUUUCCUGGUUGAGACACAGAAAUCUCUCAAGGUCAGAUUUUAACACAGACAUCACUCUACUCACUCUCAAGAUGACCGAUGAAGAGAUCACUUAUGCAACUGUGAGAUUCCUGAAGUCUUCUUCAGGGUUGCAGAAUGAAGGAAAGUCUAAUGAGACUCAAGGGCCCAAAAAAGCUGGCCACAAAGAGGGCUCAGUCCCAUGGCAUCUCAUUGCAAUACCUCUGGGAAUUCUUUGUUCCAUUCUUCUGGUGGCUCUUGCAGUGUUGGUGGCACACAUUUUUCAGUGUAAACAAGAAAAACAUGAAUUGCAGAAAACUCUAAAUAAUAUUGAUCAAGAGUACAGAACCAUGAAAACUUACUACUACUUAAGGAAAGAAAUGUUGAGAAAUAAGUCCAUAGAGUGUGAUGCUCUCAAAGACCAUCUGAAUUCUCUCGAAAGAAAACAGAACAGAUGCUAUGGGGAAGGCAAACAUUUUAAAGGACACUGGUUCUGCUGUGGCAUAAAAUGUUAUUAUUUCAUCAUGGACCCUAAACAAUGGGAGAAAUGUAAUCAGACCUGCCAGAAAUUCUGUACAUCCCUUUUGAAGAUAGAUGAUGAUGAUGAACUGAAAUUCCUUCAGCUCCAAACUAAUCAAAACAAUUACUGGAUUGGAUUAUCAUAUAAUGAAAAAGAAAGAAAAUGGCGACGGAUUGACGAUGGCCCAUCUAACCUUGACUGGAAAAUAGUAAAUUUCAGUCGUCAAACUGGAAGAUGUGCACUUUUAUCUAGAAGAAGACGAGGUGAUACUAAGUGUGAAAAUCGUUACCCCUGUAUCUGUGAGAUGAGAAUGGACUAAUUCCCCGAUUCACCCUCCAGCAAGAGGAUUUCAUCCUCUGUGCAGAUGGAGGGAUGUGCUGGAAGAGGGUGAAAACACUCUCCCGAAUCUGACUUGACAGAGCAGAGGACAUCUUUCUUCCUGGAGGAGUAUAUCUUCUCAGAACAUGGACACCCCAUUACCCCAAGGCCCUGAAGAAUCUACACUUUCUUUUUUCUUACAUACACAUAGAACUAAAUAAAGAACCCUAAUAAACA